This is a messenger RNA of Daucus carota subsp. sativus, 1733 nucleotides long. RefSeq names its product zeatin O-glucosyltransferase. The record is from RefSeq and is a predicted model, not a curated record. NCBI's taxonomy places the organism in Eukaryota, Viridiplantae, Streptophyta, Magnoliopsida, Apiales, Apiaceae. The transcript has a single exon. Gene Ontology annotation, molecular function: UDP-glycosyltransferase activity. Bases 75 to 1502 code for a protein of 475 amino acids.
GCCAUAAAGUGCUACACUUACCCCCCUGCCUAAAAAAAAGACAGAGCAUUUUCCAGGCACACCAAAAUUUUAAAAUGAGCAGUGAGGAUGAGAGCGAGAAGCAAGCCACACCCACACGGAGUGAAGUGGUAGUUGUGAUGGUUCCUUUCCCUGCACAAGGCCAUCUCAACCAGCUCCUCCACCUCUCCCGCCUCAUUUCCUCCCACAAUAUUCCGGUUCACUAUGUCAGCUCCACCAUCCACACCCGCCAAGCCAAACUUCGCGAUCCUCUCUCAACUCCCAACAUGAUGAUCACAUUUCAUGAUUUUUCAGUACCUGUGUUCUCUUCGCCUCCCCCUGAUCCACACUCUUCUGUCAAAUUUCCUUCGCAUCUUCUACCAACUUUCUACGCUGCCUUGCAUCUCCGAUCCCCAGUAGCUCAGCUACUAUCUGCUCUGUAUCCAACUACCAAAAGACUUGUCAUAAUUUACGAUUCUCUGAUCCCCUCUGUCAUUCAAGACGUGGCUUCGAUACCCAAUGGGGAAGCUUACUCUUUUCAGUCCCUGUCAGCCUUUCGAAUAUCAUCAUACUACUGGGAAUCUGUGGGGAGGCCUCAGGGGAUCGACGAUCAGAUCGCGAAAGAGGUUCCUUCUAGAGCAUCUACUCUGACUCCGGAAGUCAUGGAGUUUGUUAAUAAGCAGGAGGAGCAUACUAAGUACAGCUCAGGAGCAAUUUUCAAUACUUGUCAAGCGAUUGAGGCUCCAUUUCUUCAAGUGCUCGCAAAAGUGAACAAGAAACAAUGGGCCAUCGGGCCAUUCAACCCUAUUGAGAUAAGUAAGAACAAUUCAUCACGUCACGAAUGUUUGGAGUGGCUAGACAAACAAGCUCCGGAUUCUGUCAUAUUUGUUUCUUUCGGCACAACAACGAGUCUAACAAAUGAGCAAAUUGAGAGGCUUGCCGUUGGGCUUGAAAACAGUGGCCAAAAAUUCAUUUGGGUAUUGCGGGAGGCAGACAGAGGAGACAUAUUUGCAGAGGAUGCAAGAGUGUGCAACUUGCCCGAAGACUACGAAGAAAGAAUAAAACUCAACGAUCAGGGAAUUAUAGUCCGAGACUGGGCGCCCCAGUUGGAGAUCUUGGCGCACACAUCAACAGGCGGAUUUAUGAGUCAUUGCGGAUGGAAUUCAUGCAUGGAAAGUAUCACACAGGGAGUUCCCAUAGCAGCCUGGCCUAUGCACUCUGACCAGCCUCAUAAUGCGCUCUUAGUGACUAAGGUUCUGAAAAUCGGAAUUUUUGCAAGGGAUUGGGCGCAUAGGGAUGAGCUAGUGGAAUCGUCGACGAUCGAGAAGGCUGUUAGAGUAUUGAUGGCUACAGAGGAAGGAGAAGCACUGCGGAAGAGAACUGUAGAGUUGGGCAAGGCCGUGAGGAGAUCAGUUGAGGAAGGAGGUGACAGUCACAUGGAGAUUCAUGAUUUCAUUGCUCACAUCAAAAGAUUAACAGGCGAUUCCAAAGUGCUUUCGGGGUAGAUUGUCAUUAGUCACGUUCUAUUUCUAUUUUUAAUAAUCCGUCAGCAUCACUGCUUUUCAAUAAUGAAUCCAUUUGUGAUAGAACGUGCUGACCGCGGCUGUUUCUAGCUCAACAUGCUUAAUAAUGCUAUGGAAAGUGGAAACGGACAAAGUUUUUUUUAUGUCAAGGGAAACAGACAAUUUCUGUUCAUAGAUAACCAUAAAACAAAGAUACAGCAAAGAAAAAAAGAU